CAAAGGCAUUUCUUGCAAGAGAGAGAGAGAGAGAGAGAGAGAGAAAAUUAGGGUUAGGGUUGCAGAGGAUCUGUAUUCGUCUGUGUCCCUGAUCUCUUAAUCUUCUCGAUCUCUUAACUUUUCGCAAACCAAUGGGGCUUCAAUCUUUUCCGAUCUCUGAAAUGGACGCGACCGACGAUAUGCACGAAGCGAUGUUCGCGAAGAGAGGAUGUUGGUUCCUCCCAUGUCUCGGAUCAUCUCAGCCGUCUAGUCACGGAGGAUCUGUAUGGUGGCAACGAAUCCGAACCGUCGAUAAAUUAGAGCCCGACGAGCGUUGGUGGAUCUCCGGGUGGAAUAAGAUGAGGGAGUGGUCGGAAAUCAUGGCUGGGCCCAAGUGGAAAACUUUCAUCCGCCGCGUUGGCCGCAAUAAUCACUUCUGCGGUUGCGGAGAUGUCGGUUGUAACCGGCCGGAUCAGGUUGAUUUCCGGUACGAUUCGUGGAGUUACUCGUUGAAUUUCGACGACGGUAAACAGACGGGUCGUUUCGAGGACGAGUUUCCUUACCGUGAUUACUCCAUGAGGUUCACCGCGCCGUCUCUUCCUGUCUCCACCAAAUGCUCUCUUGAUUUUGACAACGAUAACUACGCGCCGCCGUUGAUUAAGUGAAAGCCACGCGCUUCUCUGUUUUUCGUGGGCUGGCUUGUAACGUGCGUUGCACCUGUGAAAGGCGAGACAUUUUAUUUUUAGAAGAAAGAUUGGAUUUUUUUUUUCUUUUUUU
Molecule: messenger RNA, 756 nt
Organism: Eutrema salsugineum
Lineage: Eukaryota; Viridiplantae; Streptophyta; Magnoliopsida; Brassicales; Brassicaceae
Exons: 1
Coding region: 132-644 (170 amino acids)
Source: RefSeq, a predicted model, not a curated record